AUGAUUCGAUUGGUUAAAUUUAGUGGAGAUGGUAUCAUACAUCGUGUAAAUAACAAUAGUAAUAGUGAAAAUGUUGAUAAGAAUAAUAGUAUUAGUGAUAGUAAUAUAAAUAAAAAUGAAAGUAAUAAUGUUUGUUUAAAUGGUGUAAAGCAUAAAGAUAAUAAUAAUAAUAGUAAUAGUAACAAUAGUAGUAGUAAUAGUAGUAGUAGUAGUAAUAAAGCAAUUUUAGAUUUAAUAAAUGGAAUAGGAAAAACAAACAUUAAUGGGAACAACAACAAUAAUAAUAACAGUGACGAUGAUGAUAAUAGUAAUAAUAAAAAAAUAGGUGAUAAAUUCAUUGAUUUAACAAAUGAUAUAGAUUGUAGUAAACUAUCGUUUUUCAAUAAAGAUCAACUGAGUCAGUUGGAGAGUAAAGGUUAUCUGGUGAUCGAUAACUAUAUAGGAGAAGAGUUGUUGCGCGCUGCCAAGUUGGAAUCUAUGUCAUUGUAUAGCGCAGGAAACAAGCUGCGAGAAGCCGCGAGGCGUGUGCAAGCUCGUCGUUUCAACUGGCGGAUCGCACACAGUCACAGCUGGCCAUCUACAAAUCGGGUGGUCGAUACAUCAAGCACAAAGACUCGUUCGUCGGCGGUAACAAUCUGGAAAACAGAGGAUGCUGGACAACUACGAUUGCACCUAUUCGGUGAGCACAUCGAUAUCGAUCCACUUGGUGACCGUCUCUUAAUAUUCCUUUCCGAGUAUGUUCCACAUGAAGUUUUGGUAUCAAACGCAAACGAAAGAAUAGCAAUUACAUCAUGGUUCUAUUGA
Molecule: messenger RNA, 804 nt
Organism: Heterostelium album PN500
Lineage: Eukaryota; Evosea; Eumycetozoa; Acytosteliales; Acytosteliaceae
Exons: 4
Coding region: 1-804 (267 amino acids)
Biological process (GO): cellular response to hypoxia
Molecular function (GO): ferrous iron binding; peptidyl-proline dioxygenase activity
Source: RefSeq, a predicted model, not a curated record